AGCAUUGCUGUGGUAUGAGUCACUUCCACACCCUUUUUUGACAAAGAGGGAGGGGCUGAUUCUCAGACCGGACAGUGAAAUGGUGGCUGCUUGUACAAAAACAGCAGCAGCACCAUUAGGAACUGAACAGCUGCAGACGCAUUUAAAGAAUCAGACAAGACUGAAAGACUUGAAGAGCCAAAGUCCAAGAUUCAGACCCAUCAAUGGCAGAAAAACAGCAGAUCAAAGCGACUGCGGUCAAAGUGCUGUGCUAUGUGGAGAAAGUGUCCUCCUUCGCCUCCUCCAUAGAUCCUCUCUUCGGGAUUGUGACUUCGGUGAUCGGGGUCGUCAAGAAAGGCCUCGUAGAUGAAGAGGACCAUGAGAUGCACAAAGACUUCAAGGAGAUCCACGAGAAGCUGGAAACCAUCUCAGAGAAGAACAAGAAGGUGCUCCAACAGAUCCGCAUGCACGAGAUCAACCAGAAUUAUAGCAAACACAAGGAGGCCAUCAAGCAUCAGUACAAAGCUUUCAACACCAUGGUGGAAAGAGUAAAACUGGACCCUGAGAACUCAGAUCAUCACAUGCAGGAGUUUGUGAAGAUCUACAUAGAAGACCAGAGAGACAAGAGCUUAGAUGUGUUUUAUCGUGGUGUGAUGGGCACCCCUACUGCUUUCAGUUCAAUGUCCAUCCUACAAGUGUACCUGGAUAAAUGUGAUAGGAACAAAAAGGUGAUGGAGGCCUGCUGCUCUCACUUGGCCCACCUGUUUUCCAUCGGUCUUAUGACGCUGAUGGCCUACGUCGCCGUCACUGAAGGUGACGAGGAUAAAGUGAGAGUCAAAUGGGGCCAGAGGGUCAUUGAGAUUCAAACCAAGAUGCAAGAAGCUCUGGACCAAUGCACUGAGGAAAACUGAAGAUGCACUGAACAAUUGCUGAGACAAAUCCAUUUCAUAUGCUGAAAGUUUUAAUGUCAUAAGCAAUCUUGAAUCAGGAAGUUUCAAUAAAUCUUGUGGGGUGAAAAAUGGGACAUUCUUUCUCUGCUUACCAAUAGACUUUUCAAUGCAGUACUAAAGUAGUGCAAUGCAUUUAUAUCACAGCUAAAAAUGUUUUUUAAAGAAUAUUAUGCAUGUUUUGGUCAUUAUUGUGACUGAGUUUAUUGUAAAAAAAAAUAAAAAAUAAUUCCAAUGAUGUGAAUCUUUGAGUUGCACAUUAUUAUGAACCAUUAUAUAAUUAUUUGCUUAUGUUGUAUGAUUCUUUGCACAAUAAAGGUAUUUUUUCCACUCA
This is a messenger RNA of Megalobrama amblycephala (Wuchang bream), 1260 nucleotides long. Its product is annotated as protein rapunzel-like. The transcript has 2 exons. Bases 204 to 890 code for a protein of 228 amino acids. The record is from RefSeq and is a predicted model, not a curated record. NCBI's taxonomy places the organism in Eukaryota, Metazoa, Chordata, Actinopteri, Cypriniformes, Xenocyprididae.